AGUUUGCGCCGCUUUUUGUGCCCCGACGUGAAAUAUUGACUGACUUGAUGUUCCUCUGCAGUGAUGUCAAUAUAAUGGUUUGGAUGUCCCUAUGAUGUCAUCAUUUGAUGGAACACUCAAUUGGACACAAUUUGAGACAAGUGCUGACAAAUUGUGGCAAAUGUCGAGUCUUAUCGGUGAUAAUUGGAUGAAACGUCAGAUCUCGACAUCGACACCGAUGGCUAAUACAGAUUCAGAGCCGAGUCGACGGAUAUUCAAUCAAAGAGAUGUCGAGUUAUGGCUUAAAUGUGACGGAUAUAAGGAUUACUUAAAUUUUAUCAAACAAUUGAAUGAAUUUGCAAAAGGAGUUCACGAAAGAGGUCUUAACAGAAGAGAAUUUGUCAAAAAUGAAGUAUUGGUAGCAAUUGUGGCACUUAUCGACCGAUUGUCACAAUUGGUCGAUGAAGUGAAACCUAUUGAAGACGACAAAAAUCAGAGAUUUGGAAAUAAAGCGUUCAGGACUUGGAUGACACAAAUGAAGACAGAAGUGGACACAAAACUGAAUGCAAUGUUUGGCGACAAAGACGCGACAGAAUUGCGGCCGUAUUUGUUGGACUCAUUCGGUAACGAACAGCGCAUAGACUACGGAACGGGACAUGAGAUGUGUUUUGUUAUAUUUCUUAUGGGUUUAUAUAAACUCAAACUAAUGAAUUCACCACAAGAUUCACUUCAGAAGGAAGUGGUCAGACGUUUGAGUCAUGAAUUGUUGACUAUCUUUGCCGUCGUAUAUCUUCCACUCGUCCGUAAGAUUCAGCUGCGCUAUCGGUUAGAACCGGCCGGAAGUCACGGUGUCUUCUCUUUAGAUGAUUUCCAAUUCUUGCCGUUUUACUUCGGGUCGGCCCAACUCAUUGGUCACUCGCAUGUCGAUCCGCAAUCAUUUCCAAACCAAGAAGUGGCCCUAAAAUAUAAAGACGACUUAAUGUUUAUGUCAGCCAUUAAUUUCAUCCACGAAGUGAAAAGAGGUCCGUUUGCCGAACACUCGAACCAAUUGUGGAACAUCUCGGGAGUCGAUGAUUGGACUAAAAUCAAUCGCGGAUUACUUAACAUGUAUUGCAACGAAUACGUCACUAAAUUACCGAUUGUCCAGCACUUGGUUUUCGGUUCCCGAAUCUUUAUCUUCAAUAAUAUUAAUAAUUAAAUUAUAUAUUUAUUGUC
Molecule: messenger RNA, 1194 nt
Organism: Oppia nitens
Lineage: Eukaryota; Metazoa; Arthropoda; Arachnida; Sarcoptiformes; Oppiidae
Product: serine/threonine-protein phosphatase 2A activator-like
Exons: 3
Coding region: 92-1177 (361 amino acids)
Biological process (GO): mitotic spindle organization
Cellular component (GO): protein phosphatase type 2A complex; cytoplasm; nucleus
Molecular function (GO): peptidyl-prolyl cis-trans isomerase activity; protein tyrosine phosphatase activator activity
Source: RefSeq, a predicted model, not a curated record